This is a messenger RNA of Pangasianodon hypophthalmus (striped catfish), 945 nucleotides long. Its product is annotated as olfactory receptor 6N2-like. Lineage: Eukaryota; Metazoa; Chordata; Actinopteri; Siluriformes; Pangasiidae. Gene Ontology annotation, cellular component: membrane. Gene Ontology annotation, biological process: G protein-coupled receptor signaling pathway. The record is from RefSeq and is a predicted model, not a curated record. The transcript has a single exon. Bases 1 to 945 code for a protein of 314 amino acids. Gene Ontology annotation, molecular function: G protein-coupled receptor activity; olfactory receptor activity.
AUGGAUUAUUCUACUAAUUUUACAUAUUUAAUUCUGGGAGGACAUGUGGAUUUACAGCACUACAAAUAUGUUUAUUUUAUGAUUACUUUGAAAGUCUACAUAAUGAUUAUCUGCUUUAAUAUGGUUAUCAUUUCUGUUAUAUACAGAAACAAAUGUCUUCAUGAGCCCAUGUAUAUUUUCAUUGCUGCUUUGCUCAUUAAUGCUCUCUUUGGAGCGACUUCUCUUUAUCCUAAACUACUCACUGAUUUACUGUCUGAAAAACAAAUCACUUCUUAUGAACUGUGUUUAGUUCAGGCAUUUUGCAUGUACACAUAUGCUUCAGCAGAGUUUGCGCUGUUAUCAGCUAUGGCCUAUGACAGAUAUGUGUCCAUCUGUAAACCAUUACAUUAUGCAACUCUUGUAAAAAUGCACAUUGUCAGAAAGCUCAUAUUUUUUUCAUGGUUUUUGCCUUGUUGUACAAUUGGUACUGUAACUGUACUAGCAUCCCAAGUUCAGAUGUGUAAAUUUAAAUUAAAUAAAAUAUAUUGUGAUAUUUAUUCAAUUGUGAAAUUAAGCUGUAAAGAAACAUCUCUUAAUAACAUAUAUGGACUUUUUAUUUUCAGCAUUACUGUAUUUCCUCCGGUGAUCUUCAUAAUCUACUCAUAUAUCAGGAUCCUCUCUGUGUGUUUAAAGAAUUCUAAAAAUGUCAGAAGAAAAGCUCUACAGACCUGUUUACCACAUCUAUUCAUUUUCAUAAUUUUUUCUGUCAAUAUUUCUUUUGAAAUUAUUAAUAACAGAUUAGAAUCAAAACAAAUUCCCCACAUUAUUGCAACGAUCCUUUCAGUUGACUAUGUACUCAUUCCUCCUUUAUUCAAUCCCAUAAUAUAUGGAAUCAAAAUGCAGGAGAUUUUUAUUAGUAUUAGAAGGCUGAUUUCAUGGAAAAAGAGGACUCAGAUUUCUUUUUAG